Messenger RNA from Tilletiaria anomala UBC 951, 6786 nucleotides. Its product is annotated as Pkinase-domain-containing protein. The coding region runs from base 1 to 6786 and encodes 2261 amino acids. Gene Ontology annotation, molecular function: protein kinase activity; ATP binding. The record is from RefSeq and is a predicted model, not a curated record. The transcript is spliced from 4 exons. Gene Ontology annotation, biological process: protein phosphorylation. Lineage: Eukaryota; Fungi; Basidiomycota; Exobasidiomycetes; Georgefischeriales; Tilletiariaceae.
AUGUCGGCAUCCGCGACGGCAUGCCCUAUGGCUGCCUCGCUGACUGAUGACGGCAUGGCACUGUCACCGAAUGUACCUCCAGGAGCCGCAGGUGUCAGUGCCAGCGCGAGCGCCAACGAGCAUCCACUUCGCCCCAUCUCGCCCAUCUCGCCAGCUACCUCAAUAGGAGGGGCACAACCAAGUGGAUCACCAGCAAGAGCGCUGGGCGAUUCUUCCUCAAUGACAGACUAUAGCAUCCCACAACAACAAACAAGUGGUAGCUUCCCGCUCCAGACCAGUACCAGCAGUGGUGGUGGGAGUGGCAUGGGGUCAGGACUUGGACUCGGCUCAGGGGCAUCGUCAGGCUCAGGCUCCGCAUCAGGAGCAGCCAGAGGGAGACCGCGAGGAGACUCAUCCGCCACAUCUAUGUCCAUCGGAAGCGGCAGUGGCAGUGCGACGACAUCCCCUGUCCGAGGACCGCGGUCGCUACCCUUGAAUCACCUUACAUCCUUGAUGGGUAGCAACAAUGGCGGCGCGGUCGCUGCUGGGAGCGCACCGGGUGCUUCCGACGAAGAACGCAACAGCGGGUGUAGUCCGAGCUCUGCAUCAUCAUCCCGUUCGUUCCCCUUCGCUGCAACUUCAGGUGUGGGACUAGGGAGCCCGCUGCUAGAUCAGGCGGAUACGGACAAGGCUGCAGCUGGGAAUAUGGAGCUGCGGACGAAUGUGGCAGAGUCAGAAGUGCUCGUAGAGGUUGGGGACAGCUCAUCAGCCGCACCGCUAUCGGCUUUGUCAACUUCGUCCUCAUACUCCUUCCCUGCGCCACUAUCACCGCCGGCGAUCCCCACCACACCUCCCUCUGCAGCGGAUCUGCUCAGCGCGGAUCAGAGCAUCACACCAAACGCAUCAACAUGGCAUUUGAGCCAGACGCUGCACUCUGCUGAUGUGGGCACUACCCCGGAUGACGCCGAGGUAAAUAUUGGCGUUGCGGCAGAUGCAAACAGAGUAGGGAAGGGCGUCACCUCGCCCUUCCUCGGCGCGUUGAUCCCCACGUUCUCUUUCGCCCAGCCUUCCUCCUCCUCGGACGCGUGGGUCUCUUCGUCUUCUGACACGACGACGGAGAUGACGAGGCCAGCAGUGGGAACGGGAGCCUCAAGCGGCGGCUUGUCGGCGCAGCAGCAAAGCCUGGAGCACAGCUAUUCACCCACCGGGUACGGCAGCGCUGCGGCAUCGUCGCCCUCUGCGUCAUCCGCUAGCAGCUCAUCCCCGCUCUCGCCAACGUCACUGCCAUCCUGUUACCAAUCUGUGCACCACCACCACCAGCAUCACCACGAACUGUAUACGCCAAGCUCGCCGGGCGGGAGCUACUCGCUGUACGCGACGCCGCACGUAGCAGCGUCCUCGUCCGGCGCCGGCGGCCCGGAUGGCGCGCCAACUGUCUCGCAGGUGCAAGCCGGCCGCGAGCACCGUGCCGGGUCAGGAGGCACUAUUGAGCAACCGACAUCGGCCGUCAGUGGCGGGGGCGCCAGCAGUGCUAGCAGCGGCAGCAGCAAGGAUAGGCGAUCGUCCGGCGCGGCGGGCACGUACUCGACCGUCUCUGGCUUCUUCAACAGUUUCAGACCCAGCAGCCCGCGCAGCAUCGUCCCACCUGCUUCCUCAUCAUCUGUGCCAGUCGCAUCGUCGACCUACGAGUUCGCCGGUGCCCCCUCGUUGUCUGCUUCCCUCGAGUUGUCGAGUGCUGGCGCGCGGGAGCGCGAGCAGCGAGAGCGAAUGACGAGCGCUGACUUGCCCGUUGGGGCAUCAGGAGGGCCAGGCAGUGUGAACGGAGGCGCUAGAGCAUCUGCAGAGCCGAAUUCGGCCACCAGCAGUGGCAGCGGGGGCGGGGCGGGAACCUCGCAUCUGCGCAGGCAGUACGAUCCCAAUGCCAACCCAACGACUCCCGGUAAGUCUCCGCGGAGACCUGGCAACGUGUUCGAUCAUGUCGGUACCCUGUUCGGCAAGGGGAAGAAGGACAGGGAGAAGAAUGGCAGUACCGGAAGCAACGGCAGCAGCGGCGGCGGCGGCGCGGCUCCCCGUGGUACGCAGAUGACGAAUCUGCAGCACCAACGCACCGGGAGCAGAAGUAGCGGCACCAGCCCUUCGGGUAGCCAGACCUCCGGGAGGAAGACCUCGACAGGCGGGUUCUUUGCGAGUAAUGCGAUGAAGAGGAACAGUAACGCGGUGGAUGUGCUGGAUGAGGAUGCUUCAAAUUCAGGAACGGAUCUUGACCGACCAUCUUCGAUCGCGUACUAUGCCUCGCCGUCGCUGCUGUCUCAAAGCUCGUCCGGGACCAUCUCAGCAGCUGCUUCGCCCCGAGGUAGUCUCGGUCUUGGCCUGCCACAGACCCUCAGCGAGUCAGCUGAUUCCAUGGCAAGCGAGCGAGAGGGAAACGUAGGUGACAGGGCAGUGAGACCUUCGACCUCGCCAACCGGCGAGAGAAGUUCGCUGGAGAAAAUGGAGUACCUCAGCUCACCGGGCGAGUUACGACAGAGAUUGAGCGGCUGUAGCUCAUCCACUGGAUCCAGGUCGAGCUUGGCUAACGCUGCCAAGCGAAUCAGCGCGCUGGAUCGAGUGCUGAUCCAAGUCACCGAGGACAACGAACGCUUUUCCGUCGUUGACGUCUCGGGAAUGUGGAGUGCAGAGGCGAUCAAGGAGAAGAUGAUAACUAAGCUCCACUAUGACCAUGCUGAUGUUUCGAACCUGAGGCUGUGCCGCACCGAGAUUGGUCGGUCGAGCAUUGUAGACGUCUCGAUGGACGACGACUCUCUGCUGGCAAUGUGCAUGCAGGCAGGCGACGACAAGGGCACACUCAAGUUUCUCGUCCAAGCCAACGAUGGUGCCAACAGACCCCGGAGCGGCAGCGACCAUCAGUCUCAGUCACGCAGACACUCGCGAACUGAGAGCAUGUCCUCGCGCGGAUCAUUCAACGAGCAGAACGAUAUGUUAGGCAAGGGUUCGACGCUACAGCGUUCCCGCGCUGCGAACGUGCGACGCAUCGCCAUCGGCAGCGGCAGCGAUGAGCAGCGGUCAGCCCCUAGCUCUGCACGCUCCCCGCCCGGCAGUGCGACCAGCGGUGGUCCGUCCAUGUCGGACAUUACACGAACCGACUCGCCAAUGUCCGAGAGGGACUCCAGCGCGACUCGCCAACGCCGUCCGUCGUCAAGUCAAAGAGACCCGCACUCGCAGACAUCGUCCUGGCACGAAGGGUCGCAACUAACUCAUGACCACAGUCUUCAUCCUUCAAUUUCUUCGCCGCCCUUCUCGCCACCCUCAUUCGGCCGCCGCGCGGAAUCGCAUUCGGGUGGCAUGCACCCGGUUGUGCACCGCGCACCGUCUCAGCCCUCCUUCGAAAGCGCGGUAGACGCGGAGAGCGACUUUGGACAUCAGCGUGCGUGCACGGACGGAGUGCAUCUACACCCGCAGCAAGGUUUCAUGAUGCACAAUGCAAAGAGCAUGGAGGACCUCAGAGGCAGUCCGCAGAACCUGCAGGCCGAACUCUAUGGCCAGGGCUCAGAACGAGCAGGCGAACGGUAUCCACCCGCAUCUGCCUCUCGGCCAGCGGUGCCUCCGCAGCCACCCUCUCUCUUGCGGCAAGGGAGUGGCGAUAUGCCGAUCCGAACUCCCCUCUUUACGCAAGACCCUCGCUACUUCCGGCAUCCAGAUUCGCUCCGGCCACAUACGGCGCAUACACCCGGACAUCAAUACGUCAACGGGCCAAGAUACAUGGAACGUUCUCCAUCCUACAACACCGAACACAUGCGAACACCUUCGUUUGGCAAUACCCGGCCGGCGACGUCAUUCUUUGACCCUCGCAUGCAGUUCGCACCGCGUCCACCUAUGCCAGCAACGAUGGGCUCGCAUCCACGGCAGCAAAUGAGUGUCUCCCCGAACAACUUAUCGUUCAAUCAAGGGUGCCCGAACGAAUUUGGAGCCCGUGCUCCGCCGUUCCCCAAUCGUCCACACACGUAUCAUGACCAGUACAGGUAUGCGCCCACCAUUCGUCCGCCGCCACCCAAGCCUUCCCCACAAGGCCGAGAGGACCCGUUCACUGCGGCAUACUUUCCCAACACGAGCACCAGGCAGGUCAGCGAGUUCCAGCGGAGUGCGACGCCCUUGGCGCCUGGUCGAACAAUACAGGAAACUCUGGUCACCCGAGGGCCGCCUACGCCAGGCUUGCCUCCUGGAAGCCCUUACGCCCAACGGCCCAUGCAACAUGGAAGCCUUGACCAAGAUACACAUCCAUCGCAGCAGCGCUAUGCGCAGCAAGGGCCGUACGUGCAUCCACAGCAGCCCCACCCUUUCCACCAGCAGCAGCAGCCACAACAACAACAACGCUAUACGCAGCAUGGCCAAGCGAUGCCACAAGCAGGCAUGCAACGCGCACAUACCCAGCAACCGUCACACGAUCAGCAGGCUGCCAUGACGAGGGCACAUACCCAACAGCAGCAAGAGCAACAGCAGUUCUCACAUUCGCCUGUAUUGCACGUAGGUGUGCCUCCGCAUAGCUUACCUUCGGUGCCCAUCCGGCCGGAGCGUGCGCCCGAGCGAGGACCGCCUCCUCGGCCACUGCCGGGUGCCCAACCCUCGCAAACUACUCUCCAGCGUGUCUCUGAUACUCCCUCUGAGCCUCUCUCACAUCCGACAUCAAUGGAGGACACGGCAAGCGCUCCCACCUCUGCCCGCAGUUCUAGCAGCGGUCCGCUCAGCGCUGACUUCUCGAGGGUUAGCGACGGCACCAAGAGGACCUCUUCUUCCACAAUGUCUCCUUAUUCGCCCAUUUCUGGUGACAUGGACGACUUGGAUCUCAUGAAGAUCCGUCCCUUGCCGAUGCCUCCGGGUGGUUUGGCGUCUUCGACAGAGGGGUCGUCAUCCAUGUCCAGGCUGGAAUCGGCUGGCUCGUCUCGCAUCGACAAGUGCGAUGAGGAGAGUGACACUUUGAAGGCAGCACUCUGGGCAUCCCUUGUUGAGUCGAUGAAAUCGGGACAACAAGGGCACACUUCGCCGUCAGGGAACUCGAAGGGCGACAUUGGAGAGCGGACGGUCAACACAGUCACGUCCUUUCCAUCGGACGGAUCUACUGCCACUUUCAGCGCCAAAAAAUCAGACGAGGACACCAAUGGCGGCACGUUCGCCUCCUUCGCCUCUUUUGAUGACGAUGAGAAUGAGACCUCAGGUACUUGGGCGCUUCCACUGAACCCUGACAAAGGCACAUUAAUCUCUAUCGCCAACAAUGCAGCUGGUUCGACAUCUGAAGCCUCUGACCAGGGCGCCUCUUCGCAUCGGCGUCCAGAACUGCGGGUCACAAUCGAUCCAAAGGGUCCUACCAAGGCUACCAAAACUGCUACUUCUGACCCACCAAGAACUGCAUCUCCCUUGUCAAUGUUGACUCCGGACGAUCUGAACGUCUCUGAACUGUCAACCACAACGAGUAUUCAGAGAAAGAUAUCUUUCGCACGGAGAGACAGCGACUGGGCCUUUAGGCCUCCACAGGAACAGCUUUACGAGUACAUCGACGAAUUCUUUCCGAAACACGACCUUGACAAGCCUGUCCUGGACAGCAGCACCGUGCCGGAAAGUCCCAGUGGCGAGCUGAGUCCGAAGGAGGAGGCUACGACGGAGUUGGUAAUUGGGGCACUACCUCCUGCGCCUUUACCGAGAGCGACGCGGCACAAAAAGUCGAUCAGAGUUGUCGCGCAAGACCGCAAGCGUCUACUGGAGAAGGUCGGAGACGUAGAAGCGGAGCCGCAGGUGAAGGAGCAAGCUCAGUCUCUAGCGCGGCGACGCAGCACUCGCCUGUGGGGUGGACAGGUGUUGGAGAUGACGCCUGGUACCGAGACCACGGCCUUACAAAGCUCCUCUCAGACGGAUAGGCCGCAGUUCAAAUGGGUGAAAGGUGAAUUGAUUGGGAAGGGGACCUACGGAAGAGUCUAUCUCGCUCUGAAUGCUUCCACGGGAGAGAUGCUGGCUGUAAAACAGGUCGAGCUGCCGAGGACUGCCAGUGAUCGGGAGGACGCUCGUCAGAAGAGUGUCGUGCAGGCACUCAAGUCGGAGAUCGAGACCCUGAAGGACAUCGAUCACCCGCACAUUGUCGCCUACCUCGGCUUCGAGGAAACAACAUCGUACCUCAGCAUUUUCCUUGAGUAUGUUCCCGGUGGAUCGGUCGGCAGCUGCCUUCGCAAGCAUGGUCAAUUCGAGGAGGAUACGAUCAAGUCAUUCCUGCAUCAGAUUCUCGAGGCUCUUGCCUAUCUUCACGGCAAGGGAAUCCUACAUCGUGACCUCAAGGCGGACAAUAUAUUGGUUGACUUCAACGGCAUCUGCAAGAUUUCUGAUUUUGGCACAGUAAGGCGCAGCGAUGACAUUUAUGGCAACGUCGAGAACAUGUCGUUGCAAGGCAGCAUCUUCUGGAUGGCUCCAGAGGUGGUCAGUCUAUCCAAGAAGGGCUACAGCGCCAAGGUCGAUAUUUGGAGCUUGGGUUGCGUGGUGCUCGAGAUGUUCGCUGGGCGAAGGCCAUGGUCGGACGAAGAAGCUGUGCAGGCCAUGUUCAAAAUCGGCGCCCAGCGAAGGCCGCCCCCAAUCCCACCCAAUGUACGCCUGUCCAAGCUCGCUGCGCACUUCUUGCGCAACUGCUUCGAGAUUGACCCGAAUCUGCGGCCGACGGCGAGUCGUUUGCUCGAGCACAGAUUCCCUUCGGCCUUGCCGGAAGGAUGGACGUUUCAGCAGACAGCGCUGUAUCGCGCCAUUUCGAAGCCACCCCGGAGGACCCAAAAGUAG